This is a messenger RNA of Acanthopagrus latus (yellowfin seabream), 2458 nucleotides long. Its product is annotated as LHFPL tetraspan subfamily member 2a protein-like. The record is from RefSeq and is a predicted model, not a curated record. Lineage: Eukaryota; Metazoa; Chordata; Actinopteri; Spariformes; Sparidae. The transcript is spliced from 3 exons. Gene Ontology annotation, cellular component: membrane. Bases 469 to 1137 code for a protein of 222 amino acids.
GAAAGGACGACGUCAGGGAGAAGUGGGAUGGCUUUACGCGAAGGAGAGGGGGAAGAGAGAGGAGCUCUCCCGAAGAAAAGUGCAGCGGGCUGUCGGUGAAUGAAUCCGGGGAAAGCGACAGAGCUGCGCCGCCGGGGAGGAACAACACAACCCAGCGCCGGGACAACAGAAACAAAAGCUUCAACCUGAGAGCUCCACACUGUGACUUCCUCUCUUCAAGAUCAUGGCUGAGGGAAGCUGCUUCGGUGCGUUGUAGCCGUUUGGACCUUGCUUCAGAGGAGGGGAACACAUCUGCUCGGAAGAGGAUAAGAUCAGCACUCACAUCUGGAUCUGAACCGGGAACCUACUGGACUUUACUCUUUGUAAGGAAAGGAAUUUAAACCCCCCUAAUACCAGGAGCUUUAAAGGGCUUCAAGGAGUUUUUUUUUUUUUUUUUAAUAUCAUCGGUUAUCAGAAAGACUCACCACCAUGUGCCAUGUUAUUGUAACGUGCCGCUCCAUGCUGUGGACACUGCUCAGCAUUGUGGUGGCCUUCGCUGAGCUCAUUGCCUUCAUAAGCCCUGAUUGGUUGCUGGGAUUCCCUCGGUCCGACUCCAGCACAAGCGGGGCGGGAGUGGACUCCGGGGAGUACCGGCCGUCUCUCGGCCUCUACAGCCGCUGCCUCCGCAUAGGGGAACGGGGCGUGGGGGUGAGCUGCGGGCCCUACGCUGGGACAUUUGGAGAAGUGGCCAGUGGCUUCUGGCAGGCGGCCAUUUUGUUUCUGGCAGCUGGGACGUUGGUGCUGGGAGGAGUGGCCUGCAUCUCCGUCUUCAGCCUGUGCUUCCAGAGCAUCAUGAAGAAGAGCUUGUUCAACAUCUGUGGGCUGCUCCAGGCUAUCGGAGGCCUGCUGCUGAUGGUGGGCCUCAUGCUGUACCCUGCUGGCUGGGGUUCGGAGAAGGUGAUCAGCUACUGCGGCGCCGAGGCCCUGCCCUUCAGGCCGGCACAGUGCUCGCUAGGCUGGGCAUUCUACGCGGCGAUCGGAGGGACGCUGGCGAGCUUCCUGUGUGCUGUUUUGUCCGCGCAGGCCGAGAUCGCAACCUCGAGCGACAAGGUUCAGGAGGAAAUCGAGGAGGGGAAGAGUCUGAUUUGCCUGCUCUGAGCCUUCAGAAACCUCGGGGAAACUCGACACCUGUACAUAGCCUGCAUAAAAUCAGCUCAUUGUUGAAAAGCUAGAAGCCAACAGUUCUUUUUAGUUGCUAGGCAUGGUGUUCUCUUUUGAAACACGCUGAGGCCUUCAUGGCGAUACCAAGACAAAAAAGGUUCAGGCUUCAGGUCAAGGAACAUUACCUGUACAUUUAUCCACUUUUUUUUUGACCAAGAUACUGUUUAUUUUUGUAAUAAUUCUUGCCGUUAACCACUGUAUUGAAAUAGCAGGAGAUUAGUUAAUAAAAAGCGGUAGUAGGUAUGUCGUUACUGCUAUUGUGGACAGGUUAAACACUGCCAGUAAAACAGUGUGUAGGGCUGUAAUGUUCAUUCACACGGUUCACCUGCAAAUCCUCAACAAAACCACUGAACUCUCGCAGAUGCGGCCCCUCUAAAAAACACCCAGUAACAGCUUGCAUGUGUUCGGUGUGUGCGUAAGAGUGUGUGUUUUUUCUAAAUGUCCUCAUGCUUUGAUUCGCAGCAGGACGGCUACCUUUUAAACAUGCCACUUAAGGGAUUGUUCGCUUUAAAGGGAGUUCCUCCUGUUAAAUGGAUUGUUCUGAGGUCUGUUGCAGCUUAUUAACCGGCAGAGUGUUUGCAGAGACUUUACCAUAUGGUGCGCUUUCAUGAGGGGGGGGAUGUUUGUUCACUGCGAGAUAAAGCAGGCGGCCUUAUCGGGACUUACCUUACGGCACACCAUGCAGACAAGAUCUAGCUUUGUAAAGUCCACAGCUCAGAAAAAGAAAAGUGAGUAAAUAUUCACGUGUGCUGCUUUGGACAUUUCUUUUUUACGCUUUUCUUUCGUUUGUACCUACUUUUACUGUUGAUAUUGUCUCUUGCACUUGCUAAUGAUUCAUUUCACAUUGCUACAUAUUUUUUUACUCACUUGUUUUCAUUUGUUCUCCAACAGUUGCGGUAAAUGUAACAUCAUGUGAUUGCGUUUAUUCAUUGUAGAUGAGACGUGCAAUAGUUCAGCCUUGUGUGUGUGUGUGAGUGUGUGUGUACACUGUGAGAUUGAGUGGACUGAGCGGAUGAGACUGAAGAGUGAAAUCAUGACAUGGAUUUGUAUGAAAAAAACAAACAAAAAAGCAUUCCUAGUCUGUCUGUGCUGAAGUUAAUAUGUUGUCUGUCCAGCUGUUUUUGUUAUAUUAACAAAAAGAGUAACAGCAUCUGUGGCACCUUGUGUGUUUGAUGCUGCAUGUGUGAGAGGUUGAUGUGAGUGAGGAGAGAUACAGUCUGCGCUUUGUACUCAAAUAAAACAGGCCUUCUUUAGUAAA